This is a messenger RNA of Chiloscyllium plagiosum (whitespotted bambooshark), 2491 nucleotides long. RefSeq names its product C-C chemokine receptor type 3-like. Gene Ontology annotation, cellular component: membrane; external side of plasma membrane. The record is from RefSeq and is a predicted model, not a curated record. NCBI's taxonomy places the organism in Eukaryota, Metazoa, Chordata, Chondrichthyes, Orectolobiformes, Hemiscylliidae. Gene Ontology annotation, molecular function: C-C chemokine receptor activity; C-C chemokine binding. Gene Ontology annotation, biological process: immune response; calcium-mediated signaling; cell chemotaxis.
AACUCUCGAUAGAUCAUAACCCUUGCAGAUGAGGGAACCGAUCAGCUCAUACUUGUUUAUCUAUCAACAUUCUGUACUAAGAAGAAUCUUCUGAGUUUAUUGUGCCAACCACUGCACCACACCCAGAAUUUCCUCUGUGUUAAGAUCACAGAACAGACACCAUGGAACAGUCUCUUUCAAAUUAUUCAGAUUAUUACGAUUAUUAUUAUGAUGAAUCUAACACAACAGCAGAUUAUCAGCAGUUUGUUCACUUAUGUGAGAACAUUCACAUUAAUCUAUUUGGAGCCAUGUUCACACCAGUUUUGUUCAGCCUCGCCUUUAUUAUCAGCCUGGCUGGGAAUGCCCUAGUUUUGUGGGUCCUGGUGAGAUAUGAGAGGCUGAAGACUGUGACGGACAUCUUCAUUCUGAAUCUGGUCACCUCCAAUUUACUCUUCACCUUCUCGCUCCCUUUCUGGGCUGUGGAUCACACGAGAGGAUGGAUCUUUGGCAAGGCCAUGUGCAAACUCAUGAUUUCAAUUUUCUUCAUUGGCUACUACAGUGGAAUGAUGUUGCUGACACUGAUGACCAUCGAUCGAUACUUUGCAGUGGUUCACUCUCUGUACGCUUUCAGAGUCAGGAAGGUCUCCUAUGCCGUGACAGCCAGCAUAGUCGUUUGGGGAAUUAGUUUCAUGGCAACAAUCCCUGAGAUGAUCUACUCUGAUGUACAUCUUCGGAUGGAAGGACUGUACUGUUUUAGUAUCUAUCCACCUGAGAGUGCUCAAAUAUGGGAGCUGUUUGGCUGUUAUCUGCAAAAUAUCUUGUUCUUCCUCAUCCCAUUUGUUGUUAUUGUGUUCUGUUACUGGAGAAUUCUCAACACUGUCAUUAGAUGCAAAGCCAGGAAGAAGCACAAGACAGUGAAACUUAUCUUGUGGAUUGUGGUGGUGUUCUUUGUGUGCUGGACACCUUACAAUGUGGUCAUCUUCCUGUUCUCUUUGGUAACAUUGAAAGUCCCGGCGUUCAAAACCUGUGAGAUGAACAACCGCCUGGAGUAUGCUUUGUACAUUUCCCGGGACCUGGCUUAUUGCCACUGUAGUCUCAAUCCCUUCUUUUAUGCUUUUGUGGGGACAAAAUUCAGGACCCAUUUAAUCAGGCUUUUGAGUAAAUGUUUCCCCCGUUUGAAAAUUUGCAGAGAACUCAGUACCACCUCUGGCAACAGUAGCAAACGCAUCAACUCCCGGAAUUACUCAGACAUCGACAUGCCCCUGCAUUCAAUUGGGUCUUGAACUGAAGGCCCCAAAGUCUGGAAGCAAAAUGAUCCAUUGGAGGGAGGGUGGGAUACUCAGCGCCUCCUUCCGCCCCAUUCUCAGCCAUCCGCUAUACGAAGGGGCAAAGUUGGAGACUCACCAUGACAGAGCUCAUCUGUUCUGGGCCUUCCCAGAAAUGUGUCAACAAUCACAUCCUCAGAAUGGGUCAGUCUGUCAACCCCAUUCCCCAAAAUGGAUCAGUCCAGCAAUCUCACCCUCUCCAGAAUAAGUUAGUCUGACAAUCCCAUUCCCCUCUCUACAAUGGGUCAGUCUGACAACAUCCCCCACCCCACUUUCCACAAUGAGGCAGUCUGAUAAUCUCACCCUCCCCGUAAUGGAUGAAUCUGACAUCCCUACUUCCCCCAGAAAGGGUCUUUCAACAAUUCCACAUUCCCCAGAAUGGGUCAAUCCAAAGACACCCACUUCCCCACAAUGGGUCAGUCUGAUGACCCCCCCUCCCCCAGAGUGGGUCAGUCUGGUGACCCCACCUCUCCAGAGUGGGUCAGCCUGCCAAUUACACAAAUUGAGAUUAGACCAAGGCUCUUUGAGAUUUGGGCGAACACAUCUUUUUAUCUCCAUGGGAUUACAUGGAGGUGCUGGGAAAUUGUUUCAAAGGGACAGGGAUGUGAGCCAAAAAUGGGACGAAUGAGUAGCUGUGGUCAAACAAAAGCUGGCCAGGCGGAAGUGAUGCUCCUUUGCUGUUGUGGGUAAGAAUCUGCUCAUCAGCAGUACGCUACUUUCCGUGUUGCUGUAUGUGGUGAAGUUUUGGCUUGCUCCCCACUUCUGUACCAUAGUUAUCACCCAAUCUGUUUUCUGCUUUAUCCAGAGGUUGAAGAUGGACCAUGCCCAAAGCAACAUGAUGUAUAAAUCCCUGAAUUGACCUCAACCUCAUCCCGCUGGCCACGUUAGUCAGAGUCAUACAGCAUGGAAAUAGCCCCUUCGUCCCAACUAAUCUAUGUUGACCAGGUUUCCUAAACUAAAGUAGUCCCAUUUUCCUGUGUUUGGCCCACAUCCCUCUAAAUAUUUCCUAUUUAUAUACCAGGUCUUUUUAAAUGUUGUAACUAUACUCGCCUCUACCACUUCCUCUAUCAGUUCAUUCCAAGUACGAACCAGCCAUAUGUAAAAAAGUCGUCCUUCAGUUCCCUUUUAAAACUUCCUCCUUAAAAAUAUGCCCUAUAGUUUUGAACUCCCCUACCCUAGGGAAAAGA